CUUUACCCUCCUUUGCCGCAUGGUAUGGUACCUUUCCAUGUUGAUCUUCAUCCUGGCUGGCAACGCAGCUGCAGCCCUUGCUGCUCCCACCUGGGACCUCGGCUGCCACGGUCAUGACGGCCUUGGAUCCACGGCCUCCCAUCUGCUGCAGCGAACCUCGCGGAUGCUGAGGAGCGCAAGCGCUCGGGAUGCCAUUUUGCAAGGCAAUGAAAUUUGGGGCUGUGGCAGUCUUCAGAUACCAGAGGUGCCCCCUCUGGUCGCUGCUCCGCUGAGAAAUAUCACUUGGCUACAUUUUCCGAAAGCCGGGACCAGCUUCCUUGCCACAAUCUGGAACUACGCCUGUAGUAGGAGGAUGGCCUUGGAUUUGGCUGUGAGCCCUAGAGCUGUACCUGGCUGUGAGCAAUGUUAUGAUGUGGCAUUGAUGGACCGAUAUCCUCCUGACGACUAUUGUGAGGAGGGUUUCCUGAGCCAGAACUUCUCCACCCAACAUCGACCUGUCACCAGCUCUGCGGUGCAGUCCGAUGAGCUGAAGGUCAUUGGGAUGUUCCGUCGACCCAGUCAGCGUCUCAUCUCUGCCUUCCACGAUAGCUGCCAUGCCUCUGGCUUGGCGGAGGAUCAAUACAAAGUGCUUAUGCAGGAGUGCGGCCCGAAUGGAAAGAAUUCAGCUGGAUGCUAUGCUCGUUUUCCAGGCAUUGCAGGCUGCAUGUCUCGGAUGCUCACCGGUGGAUUUUGCGCAGAGACGCAAUUUGCCGAGUCGUCCUUCGAUGGUGGGAAGGCUCACUUGGAAGAGGCCAUAGCUAUGGUGAAGGAGAUGGCAUUCGUUGGGCUGACGGAGUAUUGGGAUUUGUCUAUCUGCUUGUUUCAGCGCAUGUUUGGAGGGACAGUCAAUGCAGCACAGCUGGUAGAUUUUCAUGAGGGCGAUUCGCAUCAAGAUCAGCUUUAUGAUGAGACACAGCUGAUGGGUUUUGUGGAUGAGGUGGAUGAAGCCAUCUACCAGGCCGCAUCAGAUCGAUUCCACGAGCUGGUGCAG
Cladocopium goreaui is the source of this 1030-nucleotide messenger RNA. The record is from the annotation of a GenBank genome assembly. Lineage: Eukaryota; Dinophyceae; Suessiales; Symbiodiniaceae.